AUGUCUAACCAACGAUCAACAUCUCAUGAUGAAGAUUUACUUCUUCAAAAUUUUAGUCGUAAUGUAACAACAAAAUCACGGGCUUUAUUCAGUGGUAAUGCCGCUGUUGUAUCAGCUAUUCCACUUUGGCUUUUCUGGCGUAUUCAUCAAAUGGAUUUUUCAUCAUAUUUUAUUCAUUUUAUUCUUGGUACCAUUGCUAGUACAUACUUUCUUAAUUUAGCCUAUCAAAAUAUGAAAUUUAUUUUAAAACAUAAAAUUGCACAAAAACGUGAAGAAGCUGUUAACCGUGAAAUUUCAAAACUCUUCGCUAACGAUAAAAAUGCAAAUAAAAAAGAUAAAGAUGAUCGAGUUUUAACACGUAAAAACGAAGUAGCCGAUUUUGAAGCAACAACCUUUUCGAUCUUUUAUAAUAAUGCAUUCUAUCUUGUUUGUCUUAUUAUAUUAUCAUUUUUUGUCUUUAAAAAUUUUUCACCAACAGUUAACUAUUUAUUUUCAGUUGUUUUAUCAACAGCUGUUGUUUUUCUUUUUUCGACUGGACAAAAAUAA
Molecule: messenger RNA, 546 nt
Organism: Adineta steineri
Lineage: Eukaryota; Metazoa; Rotifera; Eurotatoria; Adinetida; Adinetidae
Source: the annotation of a GenBank genome assembly